This is a messenger RNA of Chelmon rostratus (copperband butterflyfish), 1854 nucleotides long. It is a transcript of the gene lrrc56, whose product is annotated as leucine rich repeat containing 56. The transcript is spliced from 12 exons. Gene Ontology annotation, molecular function: protein binding. The record is from RefSeq and is a predicted model, not a curated record. Bases 1 to 1854 code for a protein of 617 amino acids. NCBI's taxonomy places the organism in Eukaryota, Metazoa, Chordata, Actinopteri, Chaetodontiformes, Chaetodontidae.
AUGAGUUGCUGUCAUGGGCUUGUGCCCCAGGAGGUUCGGCCUGGCACAGCCCUGCUCCGAGUGACUGAGCUGAAAGCAUCAGGCCACAGCAACCCAGUCCCUGCCACAAAACCCCGGGAGGACUCUGUAACGGUAGUGGAGCCUUACUUCUCCCCAGAGAAGCUGGAAUCGCUGUGUGGAACUGGGGACCUGUCUCACGUGACCUCGCUGGAGAUCUGCGUAGACACACAAGAAAACUCACUGGGUAACUUUGGUGUCUACUUGCCCAGGCUGGUGCAGCUCAGAAUGAACAACAGCAUGAUUAUGUCAGUAAGAGACCUGGGAACCACCCUCUCCCACCUGCAGGUGCUGUGGAUGCCUCGCUGCUCCCUACAAGACCUAGAUGGCAUUUCUUCUUUCUCUUCCCUCAAGGAGUUGUAUGUGGCCUACAACAGUGUGUCAGACCUGAGUCAGGUUGGCAUGCUGGAGAACCUGCAGUUUUUGGAUCUGGAAGGGAACAAUGUGGAUGACCUAGUCCAGGUUCAGUAUCUGGGUUUGUGUGGCAAACUCCAGAAGCUCACCCUGGAGGGAAACCCUGUGUGUGUACGCCCAAACCCAAUGGCCAUCCAGACAGCAGACUAUAGUUAUCGGGCUGCAGUGAGAGACUUGGUCCCUCAGCUGCAUUACCUAGACGAUUUAAAGGUGGAGGAGGAUGGGCGUAGCUCCAGCAGCACCAUGGGAGAAGACUGGGCCAUUCUCCGAAACGCCAUCAGAGACUGCAACUCCUCUCAGGGAGCCGCUGAAGACGAGGAAACAGCAGACGGUGCAUCGCUUUACAGCAGACCCACCUCAGCCAGGCGCCCUGCUUCCAGCCACUCCUGUGUCUGGCCGCCCUCAUCAGCAUGCUCCAGACCCCGCGCUGGCUCCAGACCCAUGUCAUCGACCAGGCCUGGAGUUCUCUCCUCUCCUGGAUCCAGACCUGCUUCUGCAGACUCCGAUGUAGCAACAGAAACCGGCACCUUGACGCAUGGGGCUGGGACGAUCCUGUUUUGUGGAAACUCAGUCCAGGCUAUUCGAUCCAGGCGAGAAAAGUUGAGGACAGCACCCACCAGGUCUACAUUCACGCCCCGUGACCUGCCCAUCCAUGUGCCAGAACACACAUAUGACCUUGAGGAGCCUGAUGUUAGAGAACGUGUUGAUGUUUUUGCUGAGCUUAGAGCUUGGAGGGAACAGCACAGCAGGCGUCUUCAGGCCAUAGAGACAGAAAGAUUACCGCAGGUCCUGACUAUUCAGCAUUGUGAUGCAGAGGAGGAAGAAGAUGAUGAUGAAGAAGAAGAAGAAGAAGAAGAAGAAGAAGAAGGCUUUCCUGGUACGAGGAACAACAGCAGUGAUGAAGAACAUGGAGUGGAGAAGCAUGGUAACAGCGAAGCUACUGUCUCACCAGAUUCCCCUGUCCAGUAUCUUUCACCAGACCUGCAUCACAGAGAAGCCUUAUCCCGUGAUGUGGCUCGGGUGUCCUUGUCCCCAGACACCUCGCUGUCCCCUUCUCCCCCUCUCAGCGCCACAGCAGCUACUGCUAGUCGCAAGUCAUCGGGGAUCCGUGCACGUAGGCUUCGACUCAGCCACACAAAUUCAGACCAAUUCAUACCCCGCCCACCCACAUCAAGUGCCCUGGGUGAAAGGCUCAUGGAUUCAUGGGCAGAGAUGGACUUAUCUGCUGUACAGUCUGGCAACAAGCAUCUUCAAACUCAUCAAAUGUCCAAAGUCUUGGACAGAGCAGCGAUUCCUCGUCCUCACACAGCCAGGGCAGCUCUGCAGAAACAUCACCCGCACCGCAUGCUCCAACCCUGCAGAGGGAGCUCACACCCAGAUUGA